UAAAAGAAAUAAUAAUAAAAUAAAAUAUAUUUUUAAAAAAUACACCUCAUUUGUGGAUUGAGCACUGGAUCCUCAAACAUGGCCUCCCAGGUCCACUCCCUGAUGUGCAUACUCUCCUGCUCUCUCUCCAUACCCCUCCCCCCAUAUAUAAAUAAAUCAGUCUGGUAGGUACUAUAUUAUGAAUAGCUCUUACAAAGGAACAGUGAACAUACUGCAAGUUGUUUUAUACCUCUGCAAAUGUAAGUUUAGUUCUUUUUAUUUAUUUAUUUUUUGUAUUAUCUUUAUUUAUUUAUUGGAUAGAGACAGCCAGAUGUUGAGAGGAAGGGAAUAAAGAGAGACACCUGCAACCCUAUUUAACCACUCGUGAAGAUUUCCCCUUGCAGGUGGGGACUGGAGGCUUGAGCCUGGGUCCUUGCACCUUGUAAUGUGUGCGCUUAACCAAGUAUGCCAGGACCUGCCCCCUGCUGAGUAGUUCUUCUGGCUGAGAACUAUUUAGACUUUCAUGACGCUAUAAUCUCAGUGUUUGUGUGACCUCGACACCAUAGGUUGAACCUUACCAGGAAAAAGAAUUGCACUGGGAGGUGUUGUCUGGUGGGUCCUGAGGUGAUGAGGGUGGAGUCUUCAGGAAUGGGAUUAGCUUUCUUGUGCACAUCACAGAGAGACAGCUCAACGUCUGGCCACGUGAGGCCACAGCAAGAAGUUUCCUGCUCUGAACCGGGAAGUGGGCCCUCCCCAGAAGGCAGCCCUGCAGAGACCUUGAUCUUGGACUUCUCAGGCCCCACAGCUGUGAGAAGGCCCCAGCCUGGGACCGCUGUCAUUUGAGGACGUGGCCGUGGACUUCAGCAGGGAGGAGUGGCAGUUGCUGACCCCGUCUCAGAAGGCCCUGUACAGGGACACCAUGCUGGAGACCCACAGCAACCUCGUGUCCGUGGGCGGUGGGGCUGCCGAGCCUGGUUCCCUGUUGUGCCUGGAGCAGGGAGAACCACUGUGGACAUUGGAGGGAGCAGCCCAGAGUCAGAGCUGUGCAAGAAAGAAGUCAUAUGGGUGCAGUGAGUGCACAGUGAAUCCUUGUGGACCUGUGAUGACCACGUCUCACAGCACUCAUGCAGAGAUGGAAUCCCAUCAAGGCUCUGACUGUAAAGGGAGUGUUCCCAAUAAGUUGAGGCUCCUGGCUUUUCAGCAGAACCACUCAGAAAAGAGACCAUUUGGAUCCAGUCAGUGUCAAGAGGUCCCCAUGACAAGAUCAGCAAUCAUUUGUCGUCAGCAAAAUUGUCAUACAGAUGGGAAAUUGUACAGGUAUCAUAAACCGUUCAAGACUAGGAAAAGUCUCCCUGCGCAUCAAAGAAUCCACACUGGAGAGAAGCCACACGAAUGCCGAUUUUGUCACAAAGCUUUCUCAAAGAAAUAUUACCUCAUGGUCCAUCAACGAACCCACACAGGAGAGAAACCAUAUAAAUGCUGUCACUGUGAGAAGACCUUCACCACUAAAGGCAAUCUUAUAAAACAUCAGCAAACUCAUACAGGAGAGAAACCACAUGAAUGCCUGUUUUGUCACAAAGCUUUCACAAAAAUAUCUAAUCUGAAGAUUCAUCAACGAACCCACACAGGAGAGAAGCCCUACAAAUGCUCUCACUGUGAGAAAAGCUUCGCUGCUAAGGACUAUCUUAUACUUCACCAGCGAAAUCACACAGGCGAGAAGCCAUAUGAGUGCCUGGUCUGUCACAAGUGUUUCCCAAGAAAGUAUGCACUCAGGAUCCACCAGCGAACUCACACAGGAGAGAAACCAUACGAAUGUCUGGUCUGUCACAGGUUUUUCCCAAGAAAGUGUGCUGCCAUGAUCCAUCAGCUUACUCACACUAGAGAGAAGCCGUACGAAUGCCUGGUCUGUCACAGAGGCUUCACCGUCAAAUCUGAGCUCACGAUUCAUGAGCGAACUCACACAGGAGAGAGGCCAUAUGAAUGCCUGCUUUGUCACAAAACCUUUAUAAGGAAGUCGAUUCUCAGGAGCCAUCAGCGAAUUCACUCACAAGAAAGACCAUAUAAGUGCUCAGACUGUGGUAAAGCCUAUAGCACCAAGUACUGUCUCAAGAGUCAUCAGAAAACUCACACGGAAGAGAAACCGCACGAAUGCCUUGUUUGUCACAAAACCUUCAAGUUGAAGAGACACUUAGUGAGUCACCAGGAAACACACACAGAAGAGAAGCUGCACGAAUGCCUUGUUUGUCAUAAAACUUUCAAAUUGAAGAGACAUCUCCUGAGUCACCAGGAAACUCACAUAGAAGAGAAACCAUACAAAUGCUCUAACUGUGAGAAGUCCUACAUCAAAAAGUCUUAUCUCAUAGCUCAUGAGCGAAUUCACACAGUUGGGAAGUUUUAUAAGUGCUCCCAGUGUGAGAAUUCCUUCACCUCUAAAUCAAGUCUCUUGAUGCAUCAGCGAACUCACACAGGAGAGAAACCCUAUAAAUGCUCCCAGUGUGAGAAAUCCUUCACCUCUAAGCCAAGUCUCAAGAUUCACCAACGAACUCACACAGGAGAGAAACCCUAUCAAUGUUCUCACUGUGGAAAAGGCUUUGCCUCUAAUGGAUACCUCAAACAUCAUCAGAAAACUCACACAAAAGAGAGACCAUAUAAAUGUUCUCAUUGUGAGAAAUCCUUGACCUCAAAAUCAAGUCUUGUGGUUCAUCAGCGAACUCACACAGGAGAGAGGCCAUAUCAGUGUUCUAACUGUGGAAAAGCCUUCCGCACUAAGGCACAUCUCAUGAAACAUCACAGAAGUCACGCAGGAGAUAAACCAGAUGAAUGAGUAGUUUGUUACGAGGCCUUCACACACAUCUCAUCCUGGGAAUUAUCAGUCAGGUAACACAGGAAAUAAAUUAUAUCAGUGUUGUAAUUGUGAGGAAGCCUUUACCACUAAGGCAUACCUCAUAGUUAAGCAGGAAAUUCACACAGCACAGGCCUUGUGGAUGCAAUAAAUGUUAAAACUUCACAACGUGGCCUCUAAGAGCAGUGGAUUUGUAGUGCAGGCACCGAGCCCCAGUGAUAACCCUGGAGACAACAACAACAACAAAAAACUUCACAACGUCAGCAUUCCUUCCUCAGCAGCUGCCUUGUCAUACACAUGGGGAAAUUUGGAGAUGCAGAGAAUAGAGGAAGCUUUUCCUUGGAAGACUAAACUCAUCAGGUCGCUCAUAAAAGAGAGGGUUUUCAAAUGCACUAAAGGUGAUAAAGCCUUCAAGACUGUGCCUGAAGGACUUACACAGGAGAGAAUUCAGAAAGUUUUGUCAGAAAGUCUGAUUACCAGGAACCGUGAGGACUUGAGUUUGAGACUCCAAUUCCCACCUGCAGUGUGUGUGAAAUGAACACACUGAAUGAGGGGGACUCAGCAGUGGCACACCCAGUUUAAUGCAUAUAGUGCUAUGCGCAAGGACCUGUGAGAGGACCCGGGGUUCAAGCCCCUACUCCCCACCUGCAGGAAGAAAGCUUCAUAAGUGGUGAAGCAGGUCUGCAGGUGUCUAUCCUUCUCUCACCCUCUCUAUCUCCUCACUUAAUUUCUCUCUGUCCUAUCUAAUAAAAUGGAAAAGAAUGGCCACCAGGAGGAGUGGACUCAUAGUGCCAGCACCAAGUUCCAGUGAUAACCCUGGAGGAAGAAAAAAGGAAGGAAGGAAGGAAGGAAGGAAAUACUAAAUGACUUUACCCACAAAGAAAAACAAGCAAAAUGCAAUGAGCACUAUGGACAUGGACAGCAGAACUCAGAUUAACAAAAGGAGGGGACUGUCAGGUGGGAUGUGGACCAGUGGACAUUGCUGGGAGGAGGAUGUGGUGACUUAGUAGGGUGGGUGGAGUAACACAUUUCAAAGAGGUGAAGAUGGUACUUCUGAAACAUUGGCUUAUAAACCAGUAGUUACCUGGGGAGGGGGCCCUGUUGUUAAAUUAAAAAACAAACAUAUAUAGAGAGAGACUCUUAUUCUUACUGUCA
This is a messenger RNA of Erinaceus europaeus (western European hedgehog), 3976 nucleotides long. Its product is annotated as zinc finger protein 268-like. Gene Ontology annotation, biological process: negative regulation of transcription by RNA polymerase II; regulation of immune system process; regulation of cytokine production. Gene Ontology annotation, molecular function: DNA-binding transcription factor activity, RNA polymerase II-specific; RNA polymerase II cis-regulatory region sequence-specific DNA binding. The record is from RefSeq and is a predicted model, not a curated record. The transcript is spliced from 4 exons. Bases 899 to 2803 code for a protein of 634 amino acids. NCBI's taxonomy places the organism in Eukaryota, Metazoa, Chordata, Mammalia, Eulipotyphla, Erinaceidae.